AUGCUAGAGAACCUACUUAUUUACACCUUCAGUGUAGGAUUUUCUGGGGAUAUUCGUGAAGAGGGUUACGGCGAUAUUGUUGAUCCAGGUUACAGCGAUAUUGUUGAUCCAGGUUACAGCGAUAUUGUUGAUCCAGAUUACGGCGAUAUUGUUGAACCAGGUUACGGCGAUAUUGUUGAGCUAGGUUACGGCGAUAUUGUUGAGUUAGGUUACGGCGAUAUUGUUGAUCCAGGUUACGGCGAUAUUGUUGAUCCAGGUUACGGCGAUAUUGUUGAGCCAGGUUACGGCGAUAUUGUUGAGCCAGGUUACGGCGAUAUUGUUGAGUUAGGUUACGGCGAUAUUGUUGAUCUAGGUUACGGCGAUAUUGUUGAUCCAGGUUACGGCGAUAUUGUUGAUCCAGGAUACAGCGAUAUUGUUGAUCCAGGUUACGGCGAUAUUGUUGGUCCAGGUUACGGCGAUAUUGUUGAUCCAGGUUACGGCGAUAUUGUAAGUUCCGGCAAAUGUUUCCAGUCCCUGCACUAG
Molecule: messenger RNA, 522 nt
Organism: Eurytemora carolleeae
Lineage: Eukaryota; Metazoa; Arthropoda; Copepoda; Calanoida; Temoridae
Product: small proline-rich protein 3-like
Exons: 3
Coding region: 1-522 (173 amino acids)
Source: RefSeq, a predicted model, not a curated record